This is a messenger RNA of Eruca vesicaria subsp. sativa (arugula), 1345 nucleotides long. The record is from the annotation of a GenBank genome assembly. Lineage: Eukaryota; Viridiplantae; Streptophyta; Magnoliopsida; Brassicales; Brassicaceae.
CCUUUGACACUCUUCUCAACACCUCUCUCUCUCUCUCUCUUACAAACAAACAAACAAACAAGUAGGAACAAUCUCUCUCUUUUAUUUUAUCCUAAUCUCUCCAGGGUGACUUCUUCUUGCUCUGGGUGACCAAAAGGAUCUCAUUUUCCCUUUAGCUCUCAAAUUUCAUGUAGCUUUUGUUUUGGUUUCCUUGUUAUGAGCUAACUUUAUCUUUCUUGGUAUAGACAAAAGAUCUCAUCUUUUGUACUCUUUGAAUUGAGAGAGAUUCUAUAUUUACUCAGCUUUUCUCCUGUGAAGUGAUUUGGAAAGGUUCUUUUGAGUUAGGAACUUAAGGUGUUUGGUUUUAUCAUUGGGUGUAUAGAUGUCUUGGAUUUGAUCUAAUUAUUCAUGUCUUAUCGGUUUAGAUUCACUAGGACUUGAAUUUAGAUCUUUUUUUUAUAUGAUUUAUCUUGGCUCUCUAGUUAGAUUUUGGUGUUAGUUUAGUUUGUUCUAUCAUCUUAAGCUUGUGUGGAAAAGACAAAAAAAAUGGAGGAAGUUGAAGUUGCUAGCAAAUUAGCUGUAGAGAGCUGUCAUGGAGUUUUAAGUCUCUUGUCACAAAAACAAAGUAGUUGUGAUUCGGAUGCCCUCUUCGUUAAAACAAGUGAAGCAGUUUCCAAGUUCAAGAGAGUAUCCUCUCUUUUAACCAGAGGACCAGGUCAUGCAAAGUUUAGAAGAGUCAACAACAAGUUCAGGCCAUCUUUUCCUCAACAUAUCUUCUUGGAGAGCCCUAUCUCCUGUGGUAAUGAUGUCACUAGUGAUUACACUCAAGUUCUUGCACCAGAGCCUCUUCAGAUGGUUCCAGCUCCUGUUGCUUAUGAUGAGAUUGACGCAAGACACCAAUGGGGUCAUCCUUUAUUGACGCUUAGCAACAAAAUGUGUGUUGAGAAGUCGUUCCUGGAGUUAAAGCAGCCACCGCCUUUUCGAGCUCCUUAUCAGUUAAUCCACAACCACCAGCAAAUAGCUUACUCCAGGAGCAAUAGUGGUGUAAACCUGAAGUUUGAUGGAGGUGGUAGUAGUAGUUGCUAUACACCGAGUGUAUCUAACGGAUCAAGAUCGUUUGUUUCAUCUCUUAGUAUGGAUACUAGUGUGGUGGAUUACGAUAGGAACUCGUUCCAGUUAAGUGGAUUAUCACGUGGGUCUGACCAGAUAUCCAAGAAGAUGUGCUCUGGUAGUUUGAAAUGUGGAAGUAGAAGCAAAUGUCAUUGUUCCAAGAAAAGGUUUGUCAAUUUUCUUUGAGGCAAUGUGAUAUGUUGAAUGCUUUGUAAUGGUGUGCGUUUAUGUACAGGAAACUUAGGGUGAAACGAUC